AAAGCGCCUUCUAAUUGUCAUUCAAAUUGUAUUUUCAAACCUUCAUCCAUUCAUUCUUAAUGGCACCGAAGGCGGAGAAAAAGCCGGCAGAGAAGAAGCCGGUGACGGCGGAGAAGAAGAUCUCGAAGGAAGGCGGGCCCAGUGCCGAUGGUAAGAAGAAGAAAAAGAUCAAGAAGAGCAGCGAAACAUACAAAAUCUAUAUAUUCAAGGUUCUGAAGCAGGUGCAUCCAGACAUUGGAAUUUCCGGUAAGGCCAUGGGAAUCAUGAACAGUUUCAUCAAUGACAUUUUUGAGAAGCUCGCAAUGGAAUCGUCGCGAUUGGCUCGCUACAACAAGAAACCUACGAUCACCUCUCGUGAGAUCCAGACUGCUGUAAGGCUUGUUUUACCGGGCGAGUUGGCGAAACAUGCGGUUUCUGAAGGUACCAAAGCUGUUACGAAAUUUACAAGUUCUUAGAAUAACAUUAAUGUUUCUCUCUAUGUUGUUGAUUGGAGAAAUUAUAGAGCUUAGUUGAUCUGUUUUUUAUUUCAUUUUUUGAAUUGAUCUGUAAGAAAUUAGGUUUAUUUAUGGAUCUCACACAGGCAGCAAGAAGUGCAAUCAAUUCCAAGCAUUAUGCAGAAAUUAAUCAUAUGACAAUUGACUUCAUAUUCAAUACAACUUACUG
Olea europaea var. sylvestris is the source of this 663-nucleotide messenger RNA. RefSeq names its product histone H2B.9. Lineage: Eukaryota; Viridiplantae; Streptophyta; Magnoliopsida; Lamiales; Oleaceae. The transcript has a single exon. Gene Ontology annotation, cellular component: nucleosome. The record is from RefSeq and is a predicted model, not a curated record. Gene Ontology annotation, molecular function: structural constituent of chromatin; DNA binding; protein heterodimerization activity. Gene Ontology annotation, biological process: nucleosome assembly. The coding region runs from base 60 to 455 and encodes 131 amino acids.